Molecule: messenger RNA, 8149 nt
Organism: Scomber scombrus (Atlantic mackerel)
Lineage: Eukaryota; Metazoa; Chordata; Actinopteri; Scombriformes; Scombridae
Gene: mtmr3
Product: myotubularin related protein 3
Exons: 20
Coding region: 287-3997 (1236 amino acids)
Biological process (GO): dephosphorylation; regulation of autophagy
Molecular function (GO): phosphatidylinositol-3,5-bisphosphate 3-phosphatase activity; metal ion binding; protein phosphatase binding
Source: RefSeq, a predicted model, not a curated record
GCGACGACGGCUCUGCGCUGGAGAGGGACGCAGUGAAGCUGGCCUCGGCUCGGAUAUGAUUCAUGUUUACUCAAUCCAGGUUUAUUUGCUGCUUAGUAAUUGCACGGGAUUCGGAUGAAUAUUUGGCUUCUAACUUCUCAUCGCUCCGUUUGCGGAUUUCCAUGUCUUACUUGUGAGAGUUCCCAAACAGGAUCAUCUGGAUCGCUCAUCGUCCGUUACUGAUUGUCUGUGACUGGUCCAGGUCGGAGUUCCUCGUUGGGUGACCCACACUCCUUCUCAGGGGGCCAUGGAGGAGGAGGGGCAGCAGAGCUUGGAGUGCAUCCAGGCCAAUCAGAUCUUCCCCAAGAAAUCUCCUGUCCUGGAGGAGGAAAACAUGCAGGUGCCCUUUCCUGAGCUGCACGGGGAGUUCACGGAGUAUGUGGGCAGAGCAGAGGACGCCAUCAUCGCAAUGUCCAGCUACCGCCUACACAUCAAGUUCAAAGAGUCCAUCGUCAACGUCCCUCUGCAGCUCAUAGAGAGCGUGGAAUGUCGGGAUAUGUUCCAGCUGCACGUCACCUGUAAGGACUGCAAAGUUGUCAGGUGUCAGUUCUCCACUUUCGAGCAGUGUCAGGAAUGGUCCAAACGCCUCAGCGCGGUCAUGCGCCCUCCUUCUCGCCUGGAGGACCUCUUCUCCUUCGCCUUCCACGCCUGGUGCAUGGACGUGUACGCCGGCGAGAAGGAGCAGCACGGGGAGCUGUGCAGACCAGGCGAACACGUGACCUCCUGGUUCAAGAAUGAGGUGGAGAGGAUGGGCUUUGACACUCAAAACGCCUGGAGGAUAUCUGACAUCAACAGCAAGUUCAGGCUUUGCCCCAGCUAUCCUCAGCAGCUCCUGGUGCCAGCCUGGAUCACUGACAAGGAGCUGGAAAAUGUGGCGGCCUUCCGCUCCUGGAAGAGGUUCCCUGCAGUGGUUUAUAGGCACCAGAGCACGGGUGCUGUGAUCGCCCGCUGCGGCCAGCCGGAGGUCAGCUGGUGGGGCUGGAGGAACGCCGACGACGAGCACCUGGUCCAGUCCAUCGCCAAGGCCUGCGCCGUGGACAGCAGAUCCCGUAAACACAUCCACAACGGCAGCUACACCAACGGCUCAGACCUGCACGACACUGACUUCGAAUCCUCCAUGACCAACAGCUCAGAGGUGGAGACGUUGGCCAUCCAGCCCCACAAAUUGCUGAUACUGGAUGCUAGAUCCUACGCUGCAGCCGUAGCUAACAGGGCCAAGGGGGGAGGCUGCGAAUGCCCAGAAUACUAUCCCAACUGCGAGGUGGUGUUCAUGGGCAUGGCCAACAUCCACUCCAUCCGUAAGAGUUUCCAGUCUCUGCGUUUCCUCUGCACUCAGAUGCCUGAUCCAGCCAACUGGCUUUCUGCACUGGAGAGCACCAAGUGGCUGCAGCACCUGUCCCUGCUGCUGAAGGCGGCUCUGCUGGUGGUCAACGCUGUGGACCGGGACCACCGGCCCGUCCUGGUUCACUGCUCUGACGGCUGGGACCGCACACCUCAAAUCGUCGCUUUGUCCAAGCUGCUGCUGGACCCAUACUACCGCACUAUUGAGGGGUUCCAGGUUUUGGUAGAGACGGAGUGGCUGGACUUCGGCCACAAGUUCGCCGACCGCUGCGGCCACGGGGAGAACUCUGAGGACCUGAACGAGCGCUGCCCCGUCUUCCUGCAGUGGCUGGACUGUGUUCACCAGCUGCAGAGACAGUUCCCCUGCUCCUUCGAGUUUAAUGAAGCCUUCCUGGUGAAACUGGUGCAGCACACCUAUUCCUGUCUGUUCGGCACCUUCCUGGGUAACAGCGGCAAGGAGAGGGAGGACCGGCACAUUCAGGAGAGGACCUGCUCCGUUUGGUCGCUGCUGAGACCGGCCAAUCGCACGCUGAGGAACAUGCUGUACUCGUCACACUCCGAGAUCGUUCUCCACCCGGUGUGUCACGUGCGCAACCUGAUGCUGUGGACGGCAGUCUACCUACCCAGCUCUUCCCCCACCACCCCUUCAGAUGACUCCUGCGCCCCUUACCCCGUGCCCGGCGCCAACCCCGAGGACGCGCCCCUGGGCAGACGUACGAAGACUCGCUCUUUCGACAACUUACCCAGUGCGUGCGAACUUGGAAGUACUAUGGCUCCAAACCGCCGCUCCAGCGACCCGAGCCUCAACGAGAAGUGGCAGGACCACAGGCGCUCUCUGGAGCUCAACAUGGCAGUGGGGCCCGAGGAAGGGGGCAACCAGGACCAGGAUGUGCGGCCUAACGGAGUGGGCCCUUACACAGACGGAGUGGACUCCGAGCUGGACGACAGCCCGCAGCCCCAGGCUGCACGCAUUGAGCUGGCGCAGGCGGCCUCCCUGAGCCCAGCGGGAGGGGAGGACGCAGAGGAGGCAGAGCUCUCUGUGGCAUUGGGCUUGGCUGAGGGCCAGAUGGAGAACAUUCUGCAGGAAGCCUCCAAAGAGGAGGCGGGAGCAGAGGUUCAAAGAGAAGGUAGUGCUGUUGUCACUUGUGUCAUUAACACUGUUGUCACAGAGGUGGAGACAGAAGCAGAAACCAAUGAGGAUGACCAGAGCGCCAAAGUCAACGGGACUGAGACACAAGCAGCAUUUGCUAAUGGUCACCAUGCAGAGGAUGGUGAAGUGGAGGCUGAGGAGGACGCUGAGUCUCCUGCUCUGCCUGCACAGAUGGAAGAGGAGCAGGAGCAGCAUGCAGCUGAGGAGACUCACACAGCGGAGGAGGAGAAGGAGGAGAAGGAGCAGGAGGAGGAGGAGGAGGAGGAGGAGGAGAAACAGGUUGUAGAAAGCUGUUCUGAACAGGAGGAAGCUGCACAUGGACCCAGUCAGCCCGGCUCAGGUGAGCCAGAGCAGCUCACAGCUUACAGAACUUUAACUAACGGCUUUGCAGACAGCUCGCCAGAAGAACCAGGUGCUGAUGAGGAGACUUGCCCCGACUCUGACUCUGACAGAGGAGUCUCAGAGCCUGUGGAGCUGGUGGAUAAGAGAGCCUCUCUUAUGGAGAGCUCCACUGAGACUCUGACUGAAGAGGCCUGCAGCAGGUUGGAGCUUCCUGCUCAGCCGCCUGUGAAUCAGAGCCGUCAGCCCUGCAGGAAGGAGGUGCUGGAGACGGGCGAGCACGGCUUUAUCAGGACUUUAAAUGGGGGCAAGCGUCCCUCCGUCAGUGCCUUUCAGCCUGCUGACCUCAGCAGGGACGGGCUGUGCAACGGUGACACCUCCGACGGGGAGCCCUGCGGAGGACUUCACUUGGCCAAAGGGAACGGGGAGCGGGCCCCUCUGAGCCGACAGGUUUCACUGGCGAGCUGCAACUCCCUGAUCCUCCACCCACGGGGCAGCUGCUCUCAGCACCGCUGGUGCCACGCCCUGCUGAGCCGGGCCGCCAUCAGCCCAGAGCAGCCGUCCCGCAGCCACCUGGACGACGACGGGCUGACGCUGCACACAGACGCCAUCCAGCAGAGGCUGAGGCAGAUCGAGGCGGGCCACCAGAUGGAGGUGGAGACCCUGAAGAAGCAGGUGCAGGAGCUGUGGAGCCGCCUGGAGAACCAGCAGCACGCCGGCUCCCACAGGAUCAACGGAGACAUGGGAGACGAAGUGACCUCCAUGACAGACUCAGAGUACAACCUGGACCACAACUGUCUGUCUCGCUGCAGCACAGAGCUCUUCUCAGAAGCCAGCUGGGAGCAGGUGGACAAGCAGGACACUGAGGUCACUCGCUGGUACCCCGACCAUCUGGCAGCCCACUGUUAUGGCUGUGAGAGCAGAUUCUGGCUCGCCACCAGGAAACAUCACUGCAGGAACUGCGGUAACGUGUUCUGCGCCAGCUGUUGCGACCAGAAGAUCCCAGUGCCAAGCCAGCAGCUGUUCGAGCCCAGCCGCGUCUGUAAGACCUGCUACAGCAGCCUCCAGCUCAGUCCGGCCCCCCUGGAGAUGGAGCUGGAGAAACCCAUCACAGCCAGCUCCAACUAAGCCUCCGAGGACCGGGAUGGUGGCGGGCGCAGUAGAUGUGGAGGAGGAAGGGGGGCGGGGCAGGGGGGGCUGGGCUGAGCCGCCGGCCACUGACACAGGCGCACUGCUGAAGAAGAGCACAGGAGCUACACAGAAUGUCCCUAUGUACUUUUUUAUGUGUGUGUGUGUGUGUGUGUGUGUGUGCUGUGGAUGUGGAAUUCAGUGUGUAUAUACUGAGGCUGACGUGGGUGGAGGCGCUGAACUAUGGGAGUGCACAUGGGUGGGUGAUGUGUGAGAGGAAAACACACACACUGGCCACACACACACACAGGGUUUGUGGCACUCUGAGGCCAGAGGAGUGAGAAUGGACAUCCUGGUGCCUUGGACCAGGCGGGCAGAGAAGGUCGUCUCACUGUGUCACUGAAGUCUCUCGGAGGAUUUCAGUCCAUUGAAAACACCAACACUUCUCAUCAGACCUCUACAGACCAUCAUCUCCCAGCUCGGACUUGUUCCUUUGUCUGGAGGGUUUAAGAUCAGGAACCAUGAGGAACAUGUGGCAAUUCGGAGAAAGUCCCUCAGCGCUGAGAAAUGUUUGGAUGCUGAGCUGAUGCUGACUAGUUUAGGGUAAAGUUUGAAGGGUCAGGUCACCCAAAUUGUAGCAUUAUCUAUCAAUAUAAAUAGUUUCGCUGGUGUUUACUAUUUAAUUGAUAUUUUCAUCAUCAGUUUGAAAGUGCUGAUCAUUUUCUCGGUUAGCUUUUUUCGAUAAAAUGCAUUUAUUAUGUCUGAGCCCCAAGUUACAUAUUCAUUGGGUUUUGUAUUGCCGGUCAGACAAAACUAGCACAGAGAUUCAUGACAAAGGAAAGCAGCAAAUCUUAACAUUUGAGAAGCCUAUAUUCUGACAUUUAGUUCCUACAAGAGGUCCUGAUCAACAAUUAUUUCCUACAUUUCCCAUAAUGCAACUUCAUGUAUAAAUGUGAGUCUCCCAUUUAAAGAAAAAAAAAAAAAAAAAGUAACAGUAAAAUUAGUUUCCAGAAAUUACUGUGGAUAAUCUACAACUGUGAGUGGGGUGAACUGACCCUUUAACACACUGCGGGCUGAAUCUCAACAGCACAUUUGCUUGCUUUUUGUUUUUGUGACAAAUUUGAUCGGCUUUUCACACAGAAUGGCACCAAUGUGUGUGUAUACAGUAUAUACAGCUAAUAGACAUGCAGAUACAAAAGAAGAACAAAAAUGGCAGAGUUGUGUGUGUGUUGAGAUUCAGUCCACAGUUUACAUAGCAGCAGCAGCUGGAAUCCUGAAAGUAUUUGUUGGAAUAUAUGAAAUGUUUUUUCUCUCAUGUUGUGAAUCUCGACCGCAGUGAAGAUAAAACCUCACACGCUCUUUAGUGAAACUAUCUGUGCUCAUCAGCAGCCGACACUGCCGUAAACUUGAUGUGUGGCAGUGUUGUCAGGUUGGUGUUAGGCGGCAGAUGAGCUGUAGUCGUUUGUGCCCCAGACACGGAGCGACUGACAGCGUAAUCUCAGUAAUCUGUGUAAUCUCCUCCUGUCACGCCCUUCACUCACAGCAAACCCCCUUUUCUUAUUUUUUACCCAGCAGGCACUGGGAGCCGGACGUCUCGCUGCGCGUUUCAGCCGCCGGUGGGAUUCAGCAGUGAAGUCACGGUCACAGAAGGAGCUGUUCAAACAUUUCAAAUCUAAAACUUUUCAUUUGAUUUUCUUAUUUUUGAGACCUGACUUUUGAUUCCUCGCUGUGAUUGGCUGAAACGUGGAGGAGGGCGGCGGCAGGAGAAAAGGGCUCUUGGUGUUCUCACUCAAAUCUGUCAGAGAAGCUUCACUGAGACGCCUGCUCUGCCUCACACCCAUUCAGUGACCUCCACAUAUACACACCAACACACACACUUAUUUUGUAAAAUAAAUGAAUAAAAUAAUAUAUUCAGAUACCUAUAUAGCAUUUAAGAAAAAAAUGUAUAGAAUCCUUGAAUAGUGGCUCACUAAAUUAGUCACCAAAAAGUUUUUCUUUUUUUUUUUUUAAAUUUCUUUGUUUCUUAUGUUGUUAAUUGCAGAAAUGUACCUAUAUUUUGCGACCUGUUGAAGAGACAGGUGUGUGUUUUUUUUAAACUAGAGAAGCAGGGUGUCCUGUUUUGAUGCUGCAGUGGAUUUUUUCCCUUUUAAAUGCGAUCAUUACUCUGAUUUUAUUUAUUAUGAAUUUUUUUGUUGAAUGGCUGUUUUUGAAAAACCAGACAAUUCAAUUGCCACAGGAUAAUCAGUGUUUAUGAGAUGAGGGAGGGGGGGAGGGGGGGUGAGAGAUGCUUCUGAUCUGUUGCUGCGGUGACGCUAGUCUCGCAUCGGCCAAUCAGAGCGGGAUGUGUGGAGUUAAACGUAUGAGCGGUGAGACGUCUAUGCACUGAGAGAACAGUGGUCCAAAACAAGCAGCCUCAAUCCAAACUUAAAACCCCCCCUGACCUAGACCCCACACCCUCCCCACCUUUCCCGCUGACUCACACACACAAACAUUACUCCAUUCAUACCUACAAACACUACCUCUACUUUCUACACACACUCGUUCACACACACACACACACACACUGAGCUUCUAGUAGCUGAGUGAUUAACAUCGAGGACGGCCUUUGUUCUUAUUAUUGAGACUAUUUAGUUUUUCCAUGAAUCAGUUGGAGCAUUAAAGGUACAGCACACAACUUAAGUUCAUGAUGACCUUCUUGUUGUGACUGCCAAUCUUUCUUUUUUUUUCUUUUACACCCCUCACCACCCAGCAUGUGAUGUCAGCAGGGGGGGGCAUGUAGCAGUGGGCACAGAAGAAUCAGAAUCAGGCAUUUCUAUUUUACUAUCACAGGAAGUGCUUAAAUAUAGCCGCGUGAUUGACAGCUUGAUGAUGAGUGAGCUUGUGUUCCUGACCAGCUGAAACCCCCCUUUUUUCUUUUUGAGGCUUAUUUUAAACAUGGUGGUAGAAUCAGCAGAUUUCUGACGUGUGCAGUGGAGCUGCUGUUUUAAGGUGGUUGGAACAGGCUUGAAGUGUUGGUGUUAAAUUCAACAGCUCAACCUUUAAAUAUUGUACUAUACCAUCAAAUUGUAGUAGAGACGCUGUAUCACUAAUUGAUGGGUCAAUUAGUGAUAAACUGCAUCAAAAUUAAUUCUGCAGCAAGAGUUCAUUUAAAAUCUGUAGUGUGGCCCUGAUCAGCUGCUCAGGACUGAUGUGAGAGCAGAAUCCUGACUUCAGACUGUUCAGAUUACAAUGUUGAGAUAAACCUUGUCUGUAAUCUCAGAUGGUGUAACGUCCCUUUAUCUGCAGGCUAUCGGCUGCAGCAUGUGUUUCUCGCUCUGUACUUUCACCACAGUCACAUGCAUGAUGGGGCACCGAGCUCGACUCGUUCAACAAUCCAGGAAUGUGAAUUGUCUUUAAAAAAAUAUAUAUAAAAAACAAAAAAAAAGAGGCUGUUUUUUGCACAAAGUAGACACUGCCACAGAGUCCAUCAAAGUAAAGCUCAACCUGAAAGACUGCUGUUGCUUUUCAGUAUUGUAAGUGAUCCCACAGAGCAUGAUAAGAGAAAUAUGGAGCAGUGGUUCUGGUUCUGGUUGUGUGUAUGUGUGUGUGUAGUGGUGUGGGAGGGUUUUGCUAAGGUGGGCAUCAGUUACACAUGUUGCCAGGACGAUCCCAUGCUGUGCUCUUUCCCCCCCCCCCCCCCUCUCUCUCUCUCCCUCUCCCAAGAAGUUCUCUUGGUCUGCAUAUGUCGUAUUUUUUUCUUCACGCACGCUGACGUGCUCUGUCGGAGGCGUCACUGCUACGGCCCAGUAAUCAUUUGAUGCGAGUGUGUAUGUGAGAUUGUGUGUGUGUGUGUGAGAGAGAGAGUGUGUGUGUGUGUGUGUGUCUCUUCUGGUGGAGACUGGUGCCAAGCAGUUUUAUUACGGGUCUCUCACAAAGGGAUCACUCGUGCUUUUGUUGGAUUUUCCUCUUCUAUUUUUUUUUUCUCCUCCCUUCUGUUUGAUAAGCACUUUGAACCUUCUCAUGUCUGUCAGAGGAGUGUGUAGCUGUACAUAGCAAUUUCCUGUAACAACAAGUGCUCCUUGUUCAGUCUGAAUAUUUUGUUUUUGUUGGAUUUACUUUAAUGAGCAUUACAUUGUUGUAGAAUUAAAGGAGAAAUAAACUAGAUAAACCUUA